Messenger RNA from Dunckerocampus dactyliophorus (ringed pipefish), 2007 nucleotides. RefSeq names its product small RNA binding exonuclease protection factor La (gene ssb). Gene Ontology annotation, biological process: positive regulation of translation; RNA processing. The record is from RefSeq and is a predicted model, not a curated record. The transcript is spliced from 12 exons. Gene Ontology annotation, molecular function: RNA binding. Lineage: Eukaryota; Metazoa; Chordata; Actinopteri; Syngnathiformes; Syngnathidae. Gene Ontology annotation, cellular component: cytosol; cytoplasmic stress granule; ribonucleoprotein complex. Bases 118 to 1311 code for a protein of 397 amino acids.
CCCUCGGGUGGUUCCGUAGCACGCCCUCCCACAUGUGCUAUCGGCUGUUGAAGGCAAGUCUUUUGGUUAGAACGCUUAAAGUUGCUGCGGGCUUGUAUUCCGUGAGUUAGAACAGUCAUGUCUGAAAGUCAGGAGAUGUCCCCGGUGGAGGUAAAAGUGGCACGUCAAGUUGAGUACUACUUUGGGGAUCACAAUCUUCUACGAGAUCGCUUCCUCAAAGAGCAGCUGCAGCUUGAUGAUGGUUGGGUCACUUUGGAGACCAUGCUCAAAUUCAACAGACUGAAAUCCAUUACCUCGGAGGCUGACGUCAUCAUUGCCGCGCUCCAGAAAUCGACAACUGGCCUCUUGGAGAUCAGCGAGGACAAGACUAAGAUCAGGAGAUCUCCAGACAAACCUUUACCUGAGCUGAACGACGAGUACAAAGAUGCUGUCAAACACAAAUCGGUGUACAUUAAAGGUUUUCCCUUGGCGACCACCCUUGACGAGAUCCAGGAGUGGUUGAACGGAAAAGGCAACAUAGAAAACAUUCAAAUGAGGAGAGAUAUGGAGCGGCAGUUCAAGGGAUCAGUGUUUAUCUGUUUUGAUUCAGAAGAGUCAUCCAAGAAGUUCCUUGAACGUUCAGAUAUAAAAUCCUUCAAAGAUAAUGAGAUGCUGGUGUUAUCAAGAGCAGACUACCAUGCAAAGAAAGCAGAGGAAAAAAAACAACACAAAGCUGAAACAAAAGCAAAAGUCAAACAGGAUAAAGAACAGCAUCAGAAAAACGUGGAGGAGAAAGAUAUGAAUGUGCUCUUGGAAGAACAUUCGGGUUCCUUAUUAAAGUUCUCUGGAGAGCUGCAAGAUGUUUCCAGAGAGGACUUUCAUGAACUGUUCUCAGGGCACGGUCGAAUCAAGUGGGUUGAUUUCACGAGAGGGGCCAAAGAGGGCACCCUUCUCUUCGACAAGAAUGCAAAGGAAGCAUUCGAGAAUGCCAAAGAGGCGAAUGACGGAGAGCUGAAAGUCAAGGAUAACGUUGUCACGUGGCAGCUGCUUGAAGGAGAUGAGGAGAAAGAAGUCCUGAAGAAGAUUAUUGAAGCUCAACAGGAUUCUUUCAACCGGAACAAAGGAAAAGGAGGCAGAGGGAAAUUUGGCGGCAGAGGAAGAGGAUUUCGAAAGGGAAAAGGCGGCAGAGAUCAGGGAAGGAGUCAAGUGUACCAGGGCAAAAAGACUAAAUUUGACAGCGACGAUGAAGACGCCCCGGCGGCCCCCAAGAGAGAACUGGAAGAUGCGGAUGGUCCUGCAGCAAAGGUGGCCAAAACUGAAAAUGGAUCUUAGUGACAAGACCACACUCAAGAAUGUUUCUUUUGGAGAAAACAUUUAUUAGAUACAAAGGCAAACUAAAGUCCAUUCCAAUAAAAAAACAACAAAACGUCACACUCUGGAGAAGCGCAGGAAAUCCACCUGGAUGUCAACCUAGAGAAGUGUUUGUUUGCCAUCAGUUUUGUCUGCUUUUCAAGUCCUUUCCAGCUCUUUUCCAUAAGCACCCAUGUUACUCUUAAGACAAUUUCAUUUGUAUAAUGCAUAACUUUCUGCUCUUGGAGGCUAAUUUAAUUUCAACACAUUUUAGUUGUGUGACAAACAGAAUCAUCAUGCCAGUGUGUUCUCUUUCCCCCUCAUAGAUUCCUUUCAGAAAUAAAGAUUUGCUAUUUUUUACGUUUUCAUUAUGAAUUGCAAAUACGUGACGCAGGAGGAGUGUUGGAGCAGCAGCCCAUAAACUCACCGAUUUCUUUUUGUGAAACUUGUAAGAAGCUGGCAAGUCGUAUCUCAGUUCUGUUUACAAAAGAAUGAAAUCACUCUUAGAACAGUUUGUUUUAUACACAUUAUUAUUUUUUUUUUUACAUUUUACCUGCAAUAACUUCCAUCUUCACUCCCCAGUCGUUGGCUUUCUUUUCUAUGUGCUGGAAUUGGAUCCAGAAUGUAAAUGUCAUGCGCUUUUGAUUGCUGUGUUACAAUAAAUGACCUAUAAAGCAA